Messenger RNA from Ananas comosus (pineapple), 1310 nucleotides. RefSeq names its product random slug protein 5-like. The transcript has 6 exons. NCBI's taxonomy places the organism in Eukaryota, Viridiplantae, Streptophyta, Magnoliopsida, Poales, Bromeliaceae. Gene Ontology annotation, molecular function: phosphatidylinositol transfer activity. The record is from RefSeq and is a predicted model, not a curated record. The coding region runs from base 149 to 1132 and encodes 327 amino acids.
UUCCUCCUCUUCAUCUGUCCAUGUCUCUGAAUUUACAAUAAACCAAUUCUCCCUUUUGGAUUACAACCUGAAAGGUGAUAACUUUUACUGCCAUAUAUAGAAAACUGGUUUCAGAGAUCUUCUAGUGGUUCAGCUCAGUUACUGAAGAAUGUCUUACUUAAGAAGAUCAAGAAAAAGUGCUCCUGCGAAAGCCACGUCGUUGGAGGAGCAGCAAGCAAAGAUAAAUGAAGUUCGGAAGCUGAUAGGUUCUUUGGCUGAUCGUAUACCGAACUUCUGUUCAGAUGCUUGUAUAUCACGGUACCUGCGAGCCAGAAACUGGAGUGCAGAAAAGGCGAGUAAAAUGCUGAAAGAAACUGUAAAGUGGAGGCUCGAAUACAAGCCCGAAAGUAUCCGUUGGGAUGAUAUUUCGCACGAAGCUGAGACAGGAAAGAUCUAUAGAGCUGAUUACGUCGACAAAUACGGAAGAGCUGUUCUUGUUAUGAGACCCGGAUUUCAGAAUACUACGUCGACAGAAGGGCAGAUCAAGUACUUGGUUUACUGCAUGGAGAAUGCUAUUCUGAGUCUGACGGCCGAUCAGGAGCAGAUGGUGUGGCUAAUCGACUUCCAAGGUUGGACGAUGGCGAGUGUGUCGGUGAAGGUGACUCGCGAAACUGCUCAUGUAUUGCAAGACUAUUAUCCCGAAAGGUUGGGGUUGGGGAUUCUGUACAAUCCUCCGAGGAUCUUCGAAUCUUUUUGGAAGAUAGUGAAGCCUUUUUUAGACCACAAGACAUACAAGAAGGUGAAGUUUGUAUACUCCGACGACACCGAGAGCCAGAAGAUAAUGACCGAUCUUUUCGACGUGGACAAGCUCGAAUCUGCCUUCGGCGGUCGGAACCCCUGCGUGUUCGAUUUCGAUAAGUACGCAGAAAGAAUGAGAGAGGAUGAUAAGAAGAUGGAUGCUUUCCUGAACUCUGGUGGGUCUCUCCUGUCCCAGGAAAAGUCACUCAGUUCUCUGCUCCAAAAGACAGAAUCCUCAAUCUCCGAAGCGCUUUCGGAGGCCUCAUCUGAGGAUUCUUUCUCUAGUGCUACUGAAUCUCCAAAGCAAGAAGGAAUCAAAAGCCACUCAGAAAAUGGGAUGCAGGAACAUCACUGAUGCAAUGAAGCUACAGAAGCAGUUCAAAUUGACAAAAAAUCAGUUCUUCGAGCAGGACAUUUGACACUUUUAAGGAGGCUUCAUAUGAGCAAUAAGCACAAAUGCUAAUGCAAAUCGCGGAUAAUCUAUAAACAUCCAAUAAUUAAUUUACAGCAUUUCUAUCUAUUCAAGAACUACA